Messenger RNA from Gymnodraco acuticeps, 4565 nucleotides. RefSeq names its product neurabin-1-like. Gene Ontology annotation, molecular function: actin filament binding. Gene Ontology annotation, cellular component: actin cytoskeleton; cytoplasm; postsynaptic density. The transcript has 19 exons. Lineage: Eukaryota; Metazoa; Chordata; Actinopteri; Perciformes; Bathydraconidae. Gene Ontology annotation, biological process: neuron projection development; actin filament organization; calcium-mediated signaling. The record is from RefSeq and is a predicted model, not a curated record. Bases 342 to 4280 code for a protein of 1312 amino acids.
UCACACACAGCUUACCUCUGAGCCAAGGAGAACCUCUGUCAGUGUGGUAACGGUUGACACAGCAGAUGGCAACGCUUGCAGGGAUGCUGAAAGACAGGUAGAGGACACUCUUGCUGAGUGGUGGUGAAUUUAUAUGGGAAGGACUACCUGAUCACAAUGACGUUUCAAGACACUGCCUUCGUCACCUGCUGUUAUCAAACAAAUGCAGUUUAACCUCUUAAAACUCAAUGUCCCUGCAUUUCCUGCUUAAUUGCUAGAAUUCCCAGCAAUUACAUAAUCUGACUGCUCAACACAUCAUCAGGUGCUCUCAUUAGUUUUGAGAAGCCCCUCCACCUUCCCUGAUGAUGCGGACAGACAGCAAAGGCCGAAGCGCCUCCCCGCACCGGAUAACCUAUAAGUCUGACUUCCACGCCAUCAAAUGUUCAUUCGACUCUGCGACCAGUCUACGACCUGGGCCCAAAGCUACCGCUGCCCAGCUCUCUGCUGUGCACCCAGCCAGGCUUCCUUCCAGCCUGUCAGAUCACAUAAUGUCCAGCAGCACAGGCAGCAGAGGGCGAGUCCACAGCACCAGGGGGACAAAGAUCAGAGACAACAUCUUCCUGCAAAUGGACAACCAGCAGCUGAAUCAAGAGGUUCCUGUGCAGAGUUCUGGCUCAACACCCCUUCUUCCUCCCAAUAACUCCACCCCACUGCUUCAAACUUCACCUUUCUCUACAUCCAGACUUUCUAUUAUCAGUUCCUCGUCUGCUUUGAACUACACGGCAAACCUUUCUAUUCCAGAAUCUUCUCUGCAGGAUAAAUCACCCAGAUCAGAGGAGAUUGCUAAUAUUGACAGAGCUGCUCUGGCCCAGAAAUUUUCUGUAACCCGGAGGUUGUUUGAGACCAAGAGGAUGGAGGAUGGAUGUGACGGAGGGCUGGCUUCAAAAUGUGUUGCUGGCAGAGGAAGCAAGGGAAUGGCAGAUGAAGAAGGGAUCGGAAAAGUUAACCAAGAGGAAAGAGAGGAAGACAAAAAUGGGAAAAGGAGUCAGGCAGAGGAGGAUAGCUUUGAUAAAGACAAAUCAAUAAACCUACCCAUCAUAAAUAAUUUCCUGGAGAACCCUCCUGCACAGGCCUCGCUGACAGAGCACCCUAAAUCUCCUGCAUCGUUCGGCCCUAGUGAAUCAUCCAACACAUCUCCCUCCUGUCUUCACAAACAUGGUCAAACCACAGGAUCACAAACGGAGGAAGAAAGAACAGCAAGCACAACCCUUGACCCCUGCUUGACCCCUGAGGAUUCAGUGAGAGCAGAACUAGUGGACGUAAAGAACGGGUCAUCUGAAAGUGAUGACAAUGACGAAGAGAAGGAGGGGGGAAAUGUCAAAGACAGGCUUAUGGAGGAGUCGGGAAAGGACAUGUACAAAGUUGCAGGGGAACGUGUUCAGGAGCUGGUUGAUGAUGUUUUUGAAGAGCCCAGCAUGUCAUGUAAAAUAGAGACAAAGCAUGACAGGAAAGGUGGCAGAGACAAGUAUGAGCAGGUGAAUGAAGAAGGGGAGGGGCAGAACGGAGAGUUUAUUCCACUGACUGAGAAGUCAACAGAAACAAGGGACAACGUGGAGAAAAAGACUGUUGCCGGAGUGGAAGAAAAUGCUGGAAUGACAGAAAGAGACAUGAUGCAAGAGGAGGGUAAUGACAAAGAAGCUGAGAGAUGCAGUGUGGCGAACAAGAAGGGUGGAGAAGAGGAAUAUAAACCAAGCCAUGGAGAGGUCAAAUCUGAAGAAGUAGAAGAGGGAACAACUUCCGAGCUGCAAGAGGAGGUCAAGCAUGUGGAGGAGAGAGAGCGUACUGAUGGAAAAGAGGAUAUAGGAGGAGGAAAAGAGGACCAGACAGGAUCUGAAGUUACUUCUUGGAUUGAAAACGAGGCUUUCGUUCAUGAGCAGCAAUCUCCGUCUAAUCCAGAGACCUCUAUCCAUGGACAUUUGCAUUUAUUGCAAUAUGAGGAAAUUCCUGGUUUGCCUGAACUGGACAAUCGGGAGGAAGACGAGGAGGAAGGGAAAGCAGAAGUGGCAAAGAGAAAGGUCAGGUUCACCUCCGCACCAAUCAAGGUGUACAACACUUAUUCUAACGCGGAGUACGACAGACACAAUGAGGACAUUGACCCGGUGUCUGCAUCGGCUGAGUUUGAGUUGGAGAAGAGAGUGGAGAGAAUGGAUGUCUUCGCUGUGGAGAUAGAGAAGGAAAACGAGGGUCUGGGCAUCAGUAUAAUAGGAAUGGGUGUAGGAGCUGACCAGGGACUGGAAAAACUAGGUAUCUUUGUGAAGACCGUCACUGAAGGAGGAGCAACACAGAAGGAUGAGAGGAUUCAGGUGAAUGACCAGAUAGUGGAGGUGGAUGGGGUGAGUUUGGUUGGAGUCACCCAGCUGUUUGCUGCCACAGUCCUCAAGAAUACGUCCGGCGUUGUCAAGUUUCUGAUUGGCCGAGAGAAGGAGGGUGUGGAGAGCGAGGUGGCACGACUGAUCAACGAAAGCCUGGAAAUGGAUGAAACACCCAGAAAGAGUGAAAGAUCAAGUGGGGAUGAGGAACAUGAUCGUAGCAUGUCAGAGAAGUCAGCGGAAGAGGAAGAGGAAGAGGAAUAUGAAGAGGUGGACAUGUCUGUUCUUUCCAAUCUGGACAACGACCAGCUUUGUUUCAAAUACCUGCAGCUUCAGUCAAAACUACAAAGCAAAGCGUCCCAACUUCAUUGCGCUAGAGAAAAGUUAAAGGAAUGGGAGGAGCAGCAGGCCCAUUGGCAGGACCAGAGAGACGAACUGGAGCAAAUAGUGCAGGAUGGAGAGGACAAAGCCGACAAACUAGAGAAGUACUGGCAGGAGGCCCAAACCCUGUGCAGGGUUGUGAGCCAGCGACUGGCUGAUGCCCAGAACCAAUCAGAAAGCUUGGAGAUCAAAUACAGCAAGGCCAAGAGACUGGUCCGAGAAUACCAGAACAGUUUCAGAGAAGAGGAGAGGGAGGGCAGAGAAGCAGAUUUAAGAAGAGAAAUGGCAGAGAAAGAUAAGCUGCACAGAGAGACAGUUGAAAGACUGCAAAUCCAGAUAGCACAGCUAGAGGGGAAAGAGCCUGGAGAAGAGAGGAAGAACCACUCUCUGGACACUUCAGUCACAGGUCCAGACUGGUGCAUUCUGGUUCCUGAUACAGGACGUCUAGACUCCAGUGCUCACAAAGCCAGAGCUCAGCUGGCCCAGAAAUCCAAGCGGCACCCGCCCUCUCGGGACAAACUCAGAAAGAGCUUUAGGAAGCGGGAAGAUGAGAUUCAGAAACAACAGGAGAGUCUAUCGCUGUCUGCUCCCGCGAUGACCCAAAGGAGCAGCAGGAGUGACCUGUCCAGCACUUCGUCUUUCUCAGGCCUCAGCUCUCAACUUCCAAACAACUCUGUCUUCACCCCUCCCAUCUACAUCAAUGACACCGGCAAUACUUCACCCUGCAAAUCCUCCGCUUCCAGAAAGUCCAAAAAGAAAUUUCCUGACUUUAGUGGUCUUCGCAAGUCUCUUAACAAAAGGAGAAGUGAAAAACACGGCAAAGGGUCCAUAACCAACAGAGGGUCGUAUGGUGACUUGGUGGAUGAGCCCGAUGGCAUUUCUCCGUCAGGUUCCGUCACCUCCAUGCCAUCCUGCUUGCCCUUCCCCUGGUUUGGAGAGCGAGGGAGAGAAAAAGAGGGGGAAGGUGAGAGAGGAAGGGAGAGACUGCGCUCUGUGUCCAGCAGCAGCUUACCCUACCUGACCACCAGGGGCAGGAGAGAUCAGAGUAUUGGCUCUCCAGUGGGCAGCUCCAGCAUGGUGGGUCAUGUCUCUGUUGUCUCCCUCUCUGGACACUCUCAAACUUUCACCUUUUCCUCCACUGAGACGUUGGACGAUGACCCAAAUCCAACCAAUAACAACAACCAGUGGCAAAAUCGGCCCAUCUCGGAGUGGGACAGCCAGCAGGUGUGUCUGUGGUUGAUCACUAUGAACAUGGAGGAGUACGUGCCACAGUUUGCUGCCAGAGGAGUAGACGGGACACAGUUGAUAAACAUGGACACCGACAAACUCAAGGCUCUUGGGGUGUGCAGUCAAAGUGACCGGUCUGCCCUCAAGAGGAAGCUGAAGGAGAUCAAGAAAAGAGGGGAAAAGGAACUGAAGAAAGGCGAGAAGAAGCAGGAAAAGGAGAAGAACAUAGUUUUGCAUACGGAGGGAGAAGACAAAGAGCAGGUGAUGGUGGAGAAGUGUGUGAAAGAUGCCAGACUCGGUGUCAGAACUGAGUCACUCUUAUAAAAGGAGAGACGGAGGUGAUGUCGGAGAUACACCACCAGCAGCAGGAGUGUGUGUUUGCAGCCCAGCAAGCACCACAGAUGGACUUGAACCAAUUUUAUAUUAAGUCAAUAGAAACAGCUAGAACUACUCCGCACAUCCUAUAUUGUUCACAUCUUAAAGCUAUCAUUUAGGAUACAGAACACUUCUUGUUUGAAUUGAUAGACAUACUUGUUGGACCAGCACCAAAAUUCACACCCACAACAGCAGUUAUGUAUCUCUUUGUGUGUGUCUUAAGUGUUUCUUUUU